ACACACCAACCUAGAGAGCCAUCAUCAAUUCAUUAAGCAGCUUCACCAAUUACUUGUUUGUUUCCUCCAACUCCAAUGGCGUCUGCUGCUAAGUUCUUUUGCCUGGCCCUACUUUUGGCCGUGUCGCUGCUUGCAUCUUCCGGCAACGCACAACUUUCUGCCAACUUUUACGCCACUUCGUGCCCGAACCUCCUCACAAUCGUCCGCAACCAAAUGACUCAAGCUGUCAACAAUGAACUCCGGGUGGCCGCUGUCAUGCUUCGCCUUUUCUUCCAUGAUUGCUUCGUCAACGGAUGCGACGCGUCCGUACUUCUGGACGACACGGCCACCUUCACCGGCGAGAAGAAUGCGGCGCCGAACCAGAAUUCUCUCCGAGGUUUCGUCGUCAUGGACAACAUUAAGACCAGGGUCGAGGCCGCUUGUAACGCCACCGUUUCUUGUGCUGACAUCCUUGCUCUCGCCGCCAGAGAUGGAGUCGUCUUGCGAGGCGGGCAAUCAUGGACGGUCCCACUUGGCCGCCGCGACGCUCGAACCGCCAGCCAGGCCGCCGCCAACAACCAGCUCCCGGCACCCGGAUCCAGCCUGGCAACGCUGGUGAACGUGUUCUCCAACAAAGGCUUCACCGCAAGCGAACUGACCGUCCUCUCCGGGGCCCACACGAUCGGGCAGGCACGGUGCACCAACUUCCGCAGCCGCAUCUACAACGACACCAACAUAGCCGCCGCCUUCGCCACCACCCGGAGGGCCAACUGCCCCGCCACCGGCGGCGACGCCAACCUCGCCCCGCUCGACAGCACCCCGAACCGCUUCGACAACACUUACUACAGCGACCUGGUGGCCAGGCGCGGGCUGCUCCGCUCCGACCAGGAGCUGUUCAACGGUGGGUCCCAGGACGCCGCCGUCAGGGCUUAUAGCAACGACUCUGCUUCUUUCCUCAGGGAUUUCGCCGCCGCUAUGGUCAAGAUGGGGAACCUCAGCCCUCUCACCGGGACCAGUGGAGAAGUCAGGAGGAACUGCAGGAGGAUUAACUAACUAAUAAUUACAUGCUAAUUUAAAGCUGAUCAUCAUCAAGACUAUAUGUGGCCCAAAAAAAACAAAAAAGAAAAGAUGAUCAUCAGGAAGUAUGUCACUAUUUCAUCUCGGCAAUUUGUGUUGUUGUGUGUGUUUUUUUUUUUUUUUUACAGGGAGCAAUUUGUGUUGUUGUGUUUCAUUUGUGCCCGAGUGUGUUUUUGUUUUUCCUGAUAUUUUUCAAUUUGUGCGAAGUUUAUUAAGCUUGGAUUUUUUCGGGGGCCAUUUAAUUUGAACAGAUUUCCAAAGCAGUACAAUCAUAAAUUUUGUGCGAUUUUUCGGAAGGUCAUUUUUCUUGCAUUUUGAAGGCUAAAGAUCACGGAUUCGGUCUUAGGCUAUUCUCCACCGAUGAUAAUGUCUAUUGGUCGCCGAUUUGGGCGGAAAAUUUUCUGAAGGCAUUUUUCCUAUUUUUUGCCAAAUUUUUCGAAUAGCCAUUUUUACAAUCACAUAUUUCAAGAGACUUUAUCAAAAGAUCAUUUUUCUUGGAUUUUGAAGGCAACAGAUCACAUAUUCGUCCUGAGGCUAUUAUUCAUCAAUGAUGAAGUCUAUUAAUCGACGAUGUGCGUGCAUUUAUUCAACGGGUAUUUUCAUAAAUAUUUUAGCAUUUUUUUUUUUGAAAGACCAUUUUUCUAGAAUUUUGAAGUCAACAGAUCACGUAUUCGCUCUUGAGGUUAUUCUUCAUCGAUGAUUAUGUAUAUUAAGCUCUGGUUUGGACAGAUUUAUUCAGUUUAAUUUUGGCAGAUUGCGAAUGGGUACCGCCAAAAUGUAGAACAAACAAAAGAUUUUAUGCUAAAUUCAUGAUGACAAUGGAUUUGACUCAAACCCAUACAUCAAAUCCAUAAAGCAAACGAACCAUAAAAUUUGGAGUUAAUUCUAAAAUAUAUUGGUGUAUCAAUAAAUACAGUGAUAUUAUCUCUUCCGAUCUUUUAUGUAACACCCUCUACAAGUUGGAUUGUUAUCUAAAAAGGCCAUUUAAUUUUGGCAUGGCAUGUAUAAGUCCGAAAUUUCCUUCCACAUUAAGAAAACUGACCAGUGUUCAGAACUUCCAAGAAGUAACCGAUUUAAUUGUCAUACCCUUCCACCCAACGAUCAAGCUCUUCCCAUCCAUCCCAACCGUACAAGGACUCCAACUCAGCAAUUGUUUUGCCACUAACUCUGCCUGAUAACGACGAGCUCAACUCAGCCUCCACCAUUCCAGACCGUCGAAAAUAUGUCCUUCGGACGUCCACUUUCUUGUUUCGAAAGGCAUUUUCAUUUGAUUUUGAAUGCUACAAAACACGGAUUUGGCCUGCGGCUUUUCUCAACCGAUGCUAAAGCCUAAUAGUUACCGAUUUGCGCCAAAAAAAAUUUGAAGGGCAUUUUUGUACUUUUUGGCAAUUUUGUCCAAAAGCCAUUUUAGUUGGAUUUUUUUUUUUUAUAAUGGUGAGAAAUUGAAAGAAAAAGCAACAGAGUAUGGUUACACAAGAGCAUAGAUAAAAACGAAAGGGAAUAACAGGUUGCGCACCAGUGCAUACCUCCAAGAAAUGAUGAAUGGGACAACAUUUGAUAAACUAAACCCAGACAUAAUGGAUAUUAUUUCGAUACAAUGUUACUUAAAUCAUUUAAAAACUCCCUUUCAGGAUUCUUACUACGACUAUCAGUUAGCAAACUUCAUGAUCAUCUCAAAGAAACACACAAAGGGACACAACAUUUAACAGCAUGGCUACCCACUAGUCCAUGUAUGACUCGGUUGGAAUCCAACACUCAAAGUUCCCUUCUAGGACUACAUUUAUUACUGUCCUAACAAGAUAUAGCAGAAGGGAAACUAGAUUGAUUAAAUAAUUGACUUUCGAACAACCAGCAUUCUUACUCUUCCCCAGUAAGUACUACUCAUUCCAAAGUUCUCAUCUAGGAGUAUUGUAAAGGCAUUUACUGAGUAAGGAUGGAGUAGAAGGCAACUAGAAUGAAUGAAGACAAUUUCA
Messenger RNA from Linum trigynum, 3029 nucleotides. The record is from the annotation of a GenBank genome assembly. Lineage: Eukaryota; Viridiplantae; Streptophyta; Magnoliopsida; Malpighiales; Linaceae.